Selaginella moellendorffii is the source of this 2517-nucleotide messenger RNA. RefSeq lists its product as uncharacterized. Bases 90 to 2294 code for a protein of 734 amino acids. Lineage: Eukaryota; Viridiplantae; Streptophyta; Lycopodiopsida; Selaginellales; Selaginellaceae. The record is from RefSeq and is a predicted model, not a curated record. The transcript is spliced from 5 exons.
CCCUAGAAAAAGGCGAAAGGGAUCCACCAGGUAAGCAUACGCUUGCGCGAUCGAUCACUCGCCUGGCCCGCAGCAAUGCGGCAGCAGCAAUGAAGAGAUUGCAGUCGAGCAAUGCGAGACGGACCCGCUUCUCGAGGUCCGCCUCCCUGCCUGGAGCAGCGUCGCCGCGUCUCAAAUUCCAUGGCUGGAAGACGAGCGUCGCGGUGAUCCUCGGCGGCACGCUGCUGCUCGUCUCGGUCUUCUAUCUCCAGGCUCGGCUGGGCGGAUUUGGGUCGGUACUGAGCGGAUCGAGCAGCGUAGAGGAAGACAAGGAUGAUUUCUCGGUCCAAGCGCAGAGGCUCAAGACUAUGGGAAGAAAAGCAGCGGUGGAGGAGAGUAGCGGCAAGAAGAUGGAACUAACCGACUUGGAGCAAGAGAAUGCCGAGUUUGAGAGCUUGGAUAGAGCAGCCGAGGCCAAGAUGGAGGAGCUGGAAGACGAGGAUAUGGAGCUAGACGAUGCGGUGAUCGAGGACGUGGAUGUUUUGAGGCAGGAUCAGGCUCGGCGAGAGGAAGAGGAGGAAGAUCUAGAGGGUGAAGAGGGCGAUGAGGUAGAGGACGAGCAAGAUCAGGAGGUUCCAGUUUCUUUUCGAGGGGGUGUGGAUUCGAAGGGUGGUGAUGGUGGUGGCGAUGAGAAAGUUCCGAGGAACAAGACUGAGAAGAGGUUGGAAAGGCUGGGCCAGAUCAAGAGUUUGGAGCGGCAUAGCCCGGAGGAGAGUGGGAAGAACGAGAACGAUACUGGGAGAGUUUUGUGGGACAGUGUUCUUGGUGUGAUCAAGAUGCCGGUGGACGCAAAGCCUGCGGUUUUUGGUGGACGGAAGCUUGGACUUGGGAAAGAUUCCUUCCAAGCUGAAACCAAAGAUGCUGGGAGGGAGAAGCUGUCCUUUAGCAGCGACGACGAGCCUUUGGAUACGAACCAAGUUGUGGACUUUGAGGACGCUCUCUUUUCAAGGAGGGAGAAGCAGGCUAGCUCUAAGCUGCUAGGUGCGAGUGCCUCUCAGAAGCAACGCGUUCCGCCUAAGAACGUUUUCGACGCGAGGUUUGCGAAGAGGAUCCUCCGGCCACCUUUCGAUCCUACAGGGAGCGCGCUUUUGCAAGACCCAGACACUCUGGAGCCUUGGGGGCUCACCAAGAGCGACCGAGCAAUGUCCCGGAGCUUUCGAAAAUCCGCGAUGGAGGAAGCUGCUACUAGCGACGCUAAAGAGAAUGCGGAAGACAAAAGCGUCGAGGUGGAGGGGAAAGUAAAGGCCGGGAAUGGCAGGAAAGAGCUGCUGGAAACGCACGAAAAGAGGAGAAAGCGAGCAAAAGGAGACACUCGGAGAUGGGGGUACUUUCCAGGUCUCGACUCGAUGCUAUCGUUCUCCGAGUUUAUGGAGCGUUUCCACGGGGAGAAUGAAUGCGAGCUCAACGUUUUCCAAGCGUGGAACUCGCCACCCUGGUCGUACACAGUCCGGCAUCAGCGAGGACUCGAGAGCCUGCUUCACUUCCAUCCGAAAGCUUGCGUCGUGGUCUUCUCGGAGACCAUGGAACCUGGUUUUUUCGAUAAGUUUGCGAAGAAAGGGCUGAGAGUGGCUGUGGUACGUCCGAACCUCGAAGAACUCCUGGAAAAUACACCAGCCGAGAUGUUUGCAUCCGUCUGGGUGGAGUGGAGAAGAGUCGAGCUUUUCUACAUCCAUUACAGCGAAUUGCUGCGUCUGGCUGCUCUGUACAAGUAUGGAGGAGUGUAUCUGGAUUCCGAUGUGGUUGUCCUCAAACCGUUAACUUCUUUGCAGAACGCGGUGGGGAUGGAAGCUCUGGCCGAUGGCAAAACGAGGCUAAACGGCGCGGUGAUGGCUUUUAAGAAAGCAAGUGUGUUCCUCAAAGAAUGCAUGGAAGAGUACACUGCAACGUACGAUGACAAGCUUCUCGACUACAAUGGCGCCGACUUGCUCACUCGCGUCGCAAGUAGCGCGAUCCCUGGCCAGAGUAACCGGACAUGGCAAGAGAGCGAGCAAGAGUUACGCGUACUUCCAUCGUCCUCGUUCUUUCCUUUAAGUUCCUCCAACAUCAAGAGUUACUUCUUCGGCAAGAGGAGUAGCAGCGAGAGUUAUGGAAUGGAAGACGAUCGGAAAGUGAAAGAAGAGGCUUUAUUACUACUCGAUGGCGCGUACACGCUCCACUUGUGGAACCGCGAGACAAAGUCGCUGGUUCCAGAGAGCUACAGCCUCGUGGGAUUCGCGCUGGAGCAGCACUGCAUCUGGUGCAGUGACGUGAUCUAGACGAUGGAUGAUCGAUCGAGAGAAGCUCGCUCGCUCGCUCGAUCGAUCGUUCGCUUUGCUACGGCAAGUAAGUAACGUCCUAGGCGAGCUCUUCUUUCUCAAAGCGACGACGGGAAAAGCUCGCCUAGGCAGUAAAAAAGAGUAAAAAAAGUGUGAGAAGUGAUGUAUUGUAAUCUACCUAUAGGCUAAAAGCGCUAUAGAACAAAGCUAGCAGCGUUUUGUA